Molecule: messenger RNA, 853 nt
Organism: Rosa chinensis
Lineage: Eukaryota; Viridiplantae; Streptophyta; Magnoliopsida; Rosales; Rosaceae
Product: protein PLANT CADMIUM RESISTANCE 2
Exons: 4
Coding region: 82-681 (199 amino acids)
Source: RefSeq, a predicted model, not a curated record
UCAUAGUACUAUAUAUAAAAGUCUUCUCUGUCUAGCUCAUUUCUACACAAAGGAGGAAUCUAAUCCUAGCUCGUCAUCAUUAUGUCCUCAUCAAAACCGAAUUCUUACGAAAAGUUCACAGAUGCUCCUCCGGCGACGGGUAUUCCGGUGAGCUCCAGCAACCCCUACUUUAGUGGAGCUCAUGAUCACCACCAUGAUCAAGAUAACUCCCGCAUGCCGGAUGCUCCUCCAUAUCAUCUCCAUGUUAGAACCCCCGAGCCUUGGAAAUCUGGCCUCCUUGACUGCUUCUCGGAUCCUAAAAGCUGUUGCAUAACAUUUUGGUGUCCAUGCAUCACCUUUGGCCAGAUUGCUGAGAUUGUGGAUAAAGGCUCUAUAUCUUGUGGGGCAAGUGGAGCACUGUACACCUUGAUAGCUUUUGUGACUGGUUGUUCUUGCAUCUAUUCAUGCUUCUACCGCUCCAAACUGAGGCAGCAAUACACUUUGGAAGAGAGUCCGUGUGGUGAUUGUUUGGUUCACUGCUUCUGCGAACCCUGCGCCUUGUGCCAGGAAUACCGUGAGCUGCAAAGUCGCGGUUUUAAUAUGGCCAUCGGAUGGGAUGGAAAUAUGGAUGCAAGGAACCACGAAGUGGCAAUGGCCCCGGUGCCCCCGAUGGUGGAGGAAGGCAUGAGUCGUGAUAAAUGAACAUAUCAAGAGUUUAUUCAAAGUUAUAUUGUCUGCUAUUAUGUAAAGGAAGAAGAUUUAUGCUAUGAUUAUUAUUAUUUUGUUGUUAUUAUAACGUUGAAAUUGUGAAUUUAUUUAAUGUUUAAUUUUUUUAUGUAUAAAUUAAUAAAAGAAUAAAUAAUUAAGGAUUUCA